This is a messenger RNA of Aspergillus steynii IBT 23096, 1827 nucleotides long. Its product is annotated as MFS transporter. Gene Ontology annotation, molecular function: transmembrane transporter activity. Gene Ontology annotation, biological process: transmembrane transport. The coding region runs from base 1 to 1827 and encodes 608 amino acids. The transcript has 3 exons. The record is from RefSeq and is a predicted model, not a curated record. Lineage: Eukaryota; Fungi; Ascomycota; Eurotiomycetes; Eurotiales; Aspergillaceae.
AUGUCCGAGAAGGGGGACCUUGGGCCCUCGAAGAUCGAGGCGCCCCACAGCCGCCAUAUCCCAUACUGGCGCAUUGUCUCUGACCAGGGCGCCGUGACGCAAGAUGUGAUCGAUUACCCAUACCCCGGUUCGGGAACGGAGGACGACCCUUAUUCCAUCACCUGGAUCCCGGAGGACCCUCGAAACCCCAUGCAAUUCAGCUCGACGAAGAAGUGGUUCAUCACGAUGAUGGUGGCCAUCGCCACCCUGGCCGUUGCACUGGUCUCGUCUGCCUACACCGGUGGUGUCGCAGAAAUCGAAGCGGAAUUCGGGAUUGGCAGCGAAGUCGCGACUCUCGGUGUCUCUUUGUUCGUUUUGGGUUUUGCAGUUGGUCCUCUACUGUGGGCUCCUCUUAGUGAAAUGUUCGGCCGUCAGGUCGUCUUCUUCGGUACCUAUCUCGCUCUGACUGCCUUCAACUCUGGCAGCGCGGGAGCCCAGAACAUCUGGACUCUGAUCAUCCUUCGUUUCUUCGCCGGUUCUUUCGGUGCCUCGCCGUUCACUAAUGCCGGCGGUGUCAUCGCCGAUAUGUUCUCUGCCAAGGAUCGUGGUAUUGCUAUGAGUCUGUUCGCGGCUGCUCCUUUCCUCGGUCCCGUCAUCGGUCCGAUCAUCGGUGGAUUCCUUGGCAUGAACGCUGGAUGGCGCUGGGUCAUGGGUUUCCUAGGCGCUUUCUCCGGCUUCGUUUGGAUCCUCGGAUCUCUCCUGGUCCCCGAAACCUAUGCUCCGGUGCUUCUGCGCCGUCGUGCUGAAAGACUUUCCCAGAUCACUGGCAAGGUGUACAAGAGCAAACUCGACAUCGACCAGGGCAGGACUACUCUCAAGGCGGCGUUCAAGACCGCCUUGUCGCGCCCUUGGGUUCUCCUGUUCAAGGAGCCCAUCGUUUUCCUCCUCAGUUUGUACAUGGCCAUCGUUUACGGCACGCUUUACAUGCUGUUCGCCGCCUACCCCAUCGUGUUCCAGAUGUACCGUGGCUGGAACCAGGGCAUUGGAAGUCUCCCCUUCUUGGGUAUCAUGAUUGGUAUGAUGGCCGCCGUGAUCUACAGUAUCCUGGACAACAAGCGCUACGUCAGAACCGAAGCGAACCACGGCGGAUUCGCUCCUCCCGAGGCUCGAUUGCCGCCCUGCUUGAUUGCGUCCAUUGCCAUCCCCGUGGGUCUGUUCUGGUUCGCCUGGACUAACUAUCCUUCGAUCCACUGGAUGGCCAGCAUUGCCGCCGGUGCUCCCUUCGGAUUCGGCAUGGUGCUGGUGUUCUUGAGUAUCAUGAGUUACCUGAUUGACACCUACACCAUCUUCGCCGCCUCGGUUCUGGCCGCCAACUCCGUGCUGCGUUCGGUUUUCGGUGCCGUCUUCCCUCUUUUCACCACCUACAUGUAUCAAGAUCUGGGUAUCCACUGGGCCUCGUCCAUUCCCGCUUUCCUGGCUCUGGCCUGUGUGCCUUUCCCCUUCUUGUUCUACAAGUACGGCCCGGCCAUUCGAACUCGUUGCAAGUACGCCGCCGAGUCGGAUGCGUUUAUGCGCAAGAUGCUGCAGGGAAUGAAGAAAGAACCCGAGCCCGAGCCCGAGACCGAGGCCCUGAAGGACGAAGAAGCCUACGAUCGCCGGGAGGCCCCAGCCCCCGAGGUUUCCGACGACAGCGAAUCCGACUCUCACGUUGACGAACUUCCCAACAUUCACCAGACCCGCAGCAGGGCCUCGACCGUCCGCACGGUUGCCUCCCAGACGAACAAGUCGGUCUACGAGGCCAACCCCUACGACAUUGACCGGGUGAACACUCGGGAGUCUUUCAAAUAG